GUCAUCGGCCUGGGUGUGGUCUUGCAGUCAGGGGUACCGUUAGCAGGAAAUCAAGCUCCAGUCCAUUUCACUUUAAGGCGAAACAAAGAAAAAAAUACUCUCACGCGCCGUGGGUUGAAAAUAGUUGUCGGUAGUCGAGCUAUAAGUAACGUUUGUGUCCUCGAGACAGGAAGGCGUUUUAUUGGCGCCGUUGUUCUGAUGGGAAAAAGUUUUCUGCUGGUCUCGCUAACUGCUCGACUGAUUUAAUAACUUUUUUUUAUAAAUCCUGAACCGGACGUAAAAGAAAGGAAAGAUGCCGAAGACGAUUAGUGUAAGAGUCACUACAAUGGAUGCUGAACUGGAGUUCGCCAUUCAGCCAAACACAACAGGAAAGCAGCUCUUUGACCAGGUUGUUAAGACCAUCGGGCUGAGAGAGGUUUGGUACUUUGGGCUCCAGUACCAGGAUACAAAGGGUUUCUCCACAUGGCUCAAGCUCAAUAAGAAGGUGACAGCCCAGGAUGUGAGGAAGGAAAGCCCGCUGCUGUUUAAGUUCCGUGCCAAGUUCUUCCCCGAGGAUGUGACAGAGGAGUUAAUCCAGGACGCCACACAGCGGCUGUUCUUCCUGCAGGUGAAGGAGGGAAUCCUAAAUGACGACAUCUACUGCCCUCCAGAGACAGCAGUCCUCCUGGCAUCCUACGCAGUGCAGGCCAAGUAUGCUGACUACAACAAGGAAGUCCACACACCAGGAUAUCUGUCCAGUGAACAGCUGCUCCCUCAGAGAGUUCUGGACCAGCACAAACUUAACAAGGAGCAGUGGGAGGAGAGGAUUCAAGUGUGGCAUGAAGAACACAAGAGCAUGAUAAGAGAGGAGUCCAUGAUGGAGUAUCUGAAGAUCGCUCAAGAUCUCGAGAUGUACGGGGUCAACUACUUCAACAUCAAGAACAAGAAAGGCACAGAACUGUGGUUGGGAGUGGAUGCUUUGGGGCUCAACAUUUAUGAACAGAAUGACAAAAUGACGCCCAAAAUUGGAUUUCCUUGGAGUGAAAUUAGGAACAUUUCCUUCAAUGACAAGAAGUUCGUCAUCAAACCAAUUGACAAGAAAGCACCUGAUUUUGUAUUCUAUGCUCCAAGACUGCGUAUCAACAAGCGAAUUCUGGCUCUUUGCAUGGGCAACCAUGAGCUGUACAUGCGGCGCCGCAAACCUGACACCAUUGAAGUGCAGCAGAUGAAGGCUCAGGCUCGGGAGGAGAAGAAUCACAAGAAGAUGGAGCGAGCUCUGCUGGAGAAUGAAAAGAGGAAACGAGAAGUUGCAGAAAAGGAAAAGGAAAAGAUUGAAAAGGAAAAGGAGGAGUUAAUGGAGAGACUAAGGCAGAUUGAGGAGCAGACGAAAAAAGCCCAACAAGAGUUGGAGGAGCAAACACAGAGGGCUCUGGAGUUGGAGAUGGAGAGGAAGACGGCUCAGGAGGAGGCUGAACGUCUGGAGAGUGACCUGAAGGGUGCUGAGGACGCCAAGAUGAAACUGCUGCAGCAGUCAGAGAACCAGAUGAAGAACCAAGAACACCUGGCAACAGAGUUGGCUGAGCUGACUUCGAAGAUUUCCCUCCUGGAGGAUGCCAAGAAGAAGAAGGAGGAAGAGGCAGUAGAGUGGCAACAGAAGGCUACCACAGUGCAGGAGGACCUGGAGAAGACCAAAGAAGAGCUCAAAAACAAAGUGAUGGCGGCUCACGUUCAGGAGCCCCUCAACGCAGAGAAUGAGCACGACGAGAACGACGAAAGCAGCGCCGAAGCCAGCGCCGAGUUCACAGCUGCCGCCACGUACAAGGACCGCAGCGAAGAGGAGCGCAUGACCGAGGCUGAGAAGAACGAACGUUUGCAGAAACAUCUACUUGCUCUAAGCUCCGAGUUGGCAAACGCUCGCGACGAGAGCAAGAAAACAGUGAACGACAUGAUCCACGCAGAGAACAUGAAAGCGGGACGAGACAAGUACAAGACCCUCAGACAGAUCCGGUCAGGAAACACCAAACAGCGCAUCGACGAGUUUGAGUGCAUGUGAUGUCUGCAUUCAGCAACGCAAAAGCCCGCACAGUUGGGCCUUUCUGCCUGGACUGCAGUCCUGCCUCACACAAGCUGUUUCCUCUGUACCCAAAUAAAUCAGAUCCACAACAUGACAUGGUUGCACAAGCACAGCAAAAUGUACAAAUAUGGAUCUGGGAUUCUCUAUUUGUUAUCCUUCCUAACUUUGAAUUUAGGCAAGUCACUGGUUGAAAAGGGACAUACUGUAUUUUAGUAGUUCAUUCCUCACAUGGGGUUUAUAAUGUAGCAUACUAGUAAUGGGCUCACGCCUCAUUUCACGACACAUUGAGUUAGCAUUUUUAUUUUCUUUAUAUAUUUCUGUCACAUUUCAGUUUCAAAAUAAGAGGUUUAGAAACCAAUCCAAAUUUCAGAUUAAAAGCUGUGACUGUAGACGUAUUUCUGCUGUAUGCAUGCAACGGUUCUUCACAGCAAGCUGGAUUUUUCAGACAGUAGUAUUUCUCCCAUGAUCCUCUGCCCAUAGUUUUAAAACUAAAUGCACUGUAACUGUCUAUGUGGAGCAUUAAUAGAGCAGUAUUAUAUUUUUUUUUUUGCAAAUUUACUCACUUCAUCAUUUGAGUGUGUUCUAAAGUGUUCAGAAUCAUACAGUAUUUUCGCCCCACUCACAACGUGAUAUUAAAGAUCAAGUUCAUGUACAUAUAUACGUUUAAGUCAGUUUGCAGCUACAAGGCUUUAGAGCAAAUUUCGCUGUUCUUCAGUGUCAUCUAUUUUAUCCAGGAUUGAAUUUAAAAAGCAAAUAGGACAUUGAAAGUUUAUUUUGUUCUACCUGUAAGAGUUUAACCCUGGUUUAUUCCUCUGCUUUUAUUUUUAAUUCUGCUCAUCAGUGAGGUUGUUGUUUGAUAAUCAGAACACAUGUUUUUGCAAUAUUAUAAUCAGUACAGCAUAACGAGUUACACUGUAGUUGCCACGUGUCAAGUUGGUGAUCAAACACCAAUAAAGUCAUCCAUAGAUGUAGAAUCUUCCUUGCUCGGUCAUGUGUUUUCUUCACAAAUGAGAAGUUUCUUGCCACAAAAAAUCUUCAUGGAAUUUGAUGCAUAGAAUUAAAUAAUUUCAUUAAACAUGCACUGGAAAACUAAAGCUAACCUUUGCAAAACAAGUCGAGACAGACUUACUGCCCCACAUGGGCACUAUUUCCAAUGCAUGCAUUUUUCAUAUACUGGGUGUAUUUAAUGACAUUUGUGUAUUUUGUAAUUUGGAUUUUUUUCAGAAGUGAUAGAAUUAUGUAAGGUGGAAACCAGACACCACUGAGGAUAUUUUUGUAUUAUAAAAUCUAGAAGUACUUGUCAAAGGUAACAGUUUUUGUUCAGAAGGAACAGCUUUUUGAAAACAGUAUUUUGUUGUAAACUAAUUGAACGGCUCUCUGCUGUGAUAGUAAGCUGAUGGAACAAGCACACCCUAAAGCCUGUGAUAGGACCAAUGAAACGCCAAAAUACCAGGCAAAAGGAAAAAUAGCACGGAGAUUUUUAAAACAAGGCCAAAACAUUUUGCAUAAAAAUGAAUAUGACUUCCUUGUGCCAAUGUUCCAGAUUACAUGUUGACACUCAGACAUGUGAAGGGUUUUGUUUGUUCAUGGAUAUUUAGAAAUUAGUGUUUAAAGGAUUUAUUUACACAAUUUUGCAAGUUCAAAAUAAAUGUGUUCUAGAUUUUUUUUAUUUUAUUUUGAUUUCUCUUAUUAAAUGAAAGUCAUUUGUACCAAGAUGCAUUUUGUUAUACAGUAUUCUUGCCCAUUGCUGCGCGUAGUUCUCGUAUCUUCCAUUUAAUGUAAAAAUGCAGUCGUUGCUGCUUUGGAUACAUUUCCAUGCCUUUGACAAUAACUUUUAUAAUGCUGCACUGUAUGUUCUACCUGAAGCACCAUUUAUUGACAGCCUUCUUUUUAUGAAACAAGUGUAAUUCAGUCAUCAUGUGUGAAAAAGAAAUGUAUUAAAAGAUGCUACUCAAUAUUUUGUCUUGAAUCAAAAAAGGGCUGAAACAUAACGUAAAUUGACAGACAGUGCCUUGCCCAGGUUUUUCAUCGGAUCUUGCUGCUUCAAGUCUUCCUUUCACCAAUGAAUAAAAGUCAAAUUAAA
Epinephelus moara (kelp grouper) is the source of this 4136-nucleotide messenger RNA. Its product is annotated as moesin-like. Gene Ontology annotation, molecular function: cell adhesion molecule binding; actin binding. The transcript has 13 exons. Gene Ontology annotation, biological process: regulation of cell shape; regulation of organelle assembly; positive regulation of early endosome to late endosome transport. The record is from RefSeq and is a predicted model, not a curated record. Gene Ontology annotation, cellular component: plasma membrane; cytoskeleton; adherens junction. NCBI's taxonomy places the organism in Eukaryota, Metazoa, Chordata, Actinopteri, Perciformes, Serranidae. The coding region runs from base 293 to 2032 and encodes 579 amino acids.